Messenger RNA from Jatropha curcas, 734 nucleotides. Its product is annotated as NADH dehydrogenase ubiquinone 1 beta subcomplex subunit 10-B-like protein (Complex I subunit NDUFS6). Gene Ontology annotation, cellular component: respiratory chain complex I. The record is from RefSeq and is a predicted model, not a curated record. NCBI's taxonomy places the organism in Eukaryota, Viridiplantae, Streptophyta, Magnoliopsida, Malpighiales, Euphorbiaceae.
AAUCAGAGCUCAAGUAAAACGAAAGACAAAAUAGCUAAAGCUGUUGAGUGUUACUGUGUCGAGAGAAGCAGCGAAAAAUGGGAAGGAAGAAGGGAGUAGUAGAGUUCGAGGAAUCGCCGCCGGAUGACUUCGAUCCAUCGAAUCCGUACAAGGACCCAGUGGCGAUGCUGGAGAUGAGGGAGCACAUUGUGAGAGAGAAGUGGAUCGAUAUAGAGAAAGCCAAGAUCUUGAGAGAAAAACUCAAGUGGUGCUAUCGUAUCGAAGGCGUCAACCACCUCCAGAAGUGUCGCCACCUCGUUCAUCAAUACCUCGAUGCCACUCGCGGCGUUGGUUGGGGCAAGGACCAUCGUCCUAUUUCUCUCCAUGGUCCCAAGGUGGAGGCAGCUGAAGCUGAAUGAUUUAUUCUUCUCUGCCUUGUUUAUAUUAAGGUGACUGAAUUUUGGAGAUUUAUGCUGAAAGUGAGGGGCGCCUGAGGCAUUCAUGUGUAUUAAUUUAAUGCGUUGAAGCUAUUUUAGUGCUUUAUAUGAAUUCCUGUAAUCUACUGUUUUUUCUUCUCUUUCUUGCCAUGCAUGAAGGCCAGAAAUAACUGCCUUUGGAUCUUAUUGGCUAUCCAAAUAAUAUCAGUGAUUUGGACAGGGACAAUGAAAGAAAGUAACUCAGAUGAUGAAAUAAGUUUCGUGACAUUGCCUCUUUUGUUCAAUUGUGAUAGAUUAUGAUUUUGUAGUCUCGCUAAA